UGCAUCCUUCUCUAAGACACACACACACACACACACACACACACACACAGACACACACAGACACACAGACACACACUGGACAUUACUUGGGAAAUCCUAUUUCUCUAAACCAACCAAUCAGUGUUGAGGAGUCAGGAGUACAGUUCUUGAUUCUUGCUCAAGAACAAAACUUCUCAGGUUGAAGUCAAAAUGAAGAAGGUUUCUCAAAGUAUUUUGUUUUGGUGUUUGCUGGCUGCAUUUGUGCCAUGUGUUAUGAAUGCAACACUUCCUCCCAAUUCUGAUGGAGAAAAAAGACUGAACGUGACACAGAAGAAGGAUCUCUGUAUGCAUAAUGGGAGUUCAGAAGAUUCAGACGAAAACAGAGAUACAGGGUCACUUUCAUCACAGAGCAGUGAUCAGCCUAAUGGAAGGGUGAAACGGGGCUGUAACUUGGUCACCUGUUCAAUCCAUGAGCUAGCCUAUCGGAUCAGUCAGCUCAGUACUAAGACGAAUAAUGCUCCCCCACGCAAGAUUAGUCCCUGUGGCUAUGGCAGGAGACGGAGGCGUUCCCUCCUCAGACGCUCCAGCCCACAGGGAGGGCCAUCUGAAUCUCUCCAUGCUGCAAGCCCAUAGACGUCAGGCAACUCAAAAACUGACUUAAACAUCUAUCUGUUGGUUUGUCCUGAGCCUUUUACUAAUGUUGGCUCAACUUGCUGAAAUACUACUGACAACUCCUUUGCAGGCACAAAAAUGGGGAACUACCAUGUCCAAGCAGCUGGAACUUCUUCCUCCAUUCUUUACCAAAGAGACAGGACUCAAGAUAAGGAUUCGGGUCAUCUAUAACGGAUAAGUGUUUGUAUAAAGUGGGUCAGACAGUUCUGUUUUGUGAGAAAGAGAAGCAGGAGUUCAAGUGAGAUAACAAGGGUGUUCUUACUGUAUGGUAAUGAUAUGAAAGAUACUCGAGCAGUUGUGUGUGCAUUAGUUUGGGAUAUUUCUUGAUCUUACGGAGUUCUGGGACAAGGUGCUCUGACAAGGCUCUCUGUCUUUCCCUCAACGCAGGACAUGCCAUUUCUUCAAAGCUCUGGAAAAGAAAUGGGGUUAUCCAGGAAACUAGCUGCACCUCUGUGUUUUUUAACAAGGGAUAAGAAGACAGAGAAACUCAAUACUAGCUAAACACUAUCUCCAAUAAGGCUUCACAUGGGAAAUGAACUGAAAGAAGAGGUCUCUGUUAAAGCUGGAUGUGAAAGGCUUGGACACUAAUAUCUGCUCACCUGCUUACAUACUUGAAGCUAGAUAUGUGUAUAAUAGGGGAAUGUGCAAUAAUUGUAGCAAUAUGUAUUCCAUCAAUAAUGGCAUAAAAAGUAUAACAAAAAAGAAAAAGAAAAAUAAUGUAUGUUAUGGACUCGUAUUUUUAUAUAUUGUUUUUAUACAAUAAUAUACAUGUAAUCUCAGAGAUUUACUAUUUUUAUACAUGAACUAAUAUGGGCAUUGUAUAUUAAAUAUAUUAAUGUAAAAAAAUAUCCAUUACUUUUAUACUGAUUUAAUGCUAUUCUUAAGUCUAUGUCAAGUCAUCGCCAUUGUCUAGUGAAAACCAGAUGAUAUAAGCAACUAUUAAAGACUUGUGAAAA
Silurus meridionalis is the source of this 1607-nucleotide messenger RNA. It is a transcript of the gene admb, whose product is annotated as adrenomedullin b. The transcript has 4 exons. Bases 190 to 612 code for a protein of 140 amino acids. The record is from RefSeq and is a predicted model, not a curated record. Gene Ontology annotation, cellular component: extracellular region. Gene Ontology annotation, biological process: positive regulation of heart rate; adrenomedullin receptor signaling pathway; regulation of systemic arterial blood pressure. NCBI's taxonomy places the organism in Eukaryota, Metazoa, Chordata, Actinopteri, Siluriformes, Siluridae. Gene Ontology annotation, molecular function: adrenomedullin receptor binding; hormone activity.